Paraglomus brasilianum is the source of this 306-nucleotide messenger RNA. The record is from the annotation of a GenBank genome assembly. Lineage: Eukaryota; Fungi; Glomeromycota; Glomeromycetes; Paraglomerales; Paraglomeraceae.
AUGGGCAACGUAUUAGCAGUUGCAGUAGUAGGAGUUGUUUCAACUAUUUCAACUCUUAUCACAGCUAUUAUUUCUUCUCCAAGGCGACAGAACUCUACGGUCACGGCAAUCGAUACCAGCCUGAAGGAGGCGGAGGCAAAGGCAAAGACGGAGGAGUUGAAAAAGGAGUUGAAAAAGGCACAAGAUGCCUGGUUCCAAGGCAUUCCUCCAGACAAAAUGCCAGACGAAGAGCAAGUUAAAAGGCCAAGUCUAUGCUCAAAGACCCUAAUGGCCUUUUUUACCAUUUCGCUGUUGCUGGAUAUACUG